AUGCUCAUCACAGACGCCCCAACAUCAGGCACUCCAGGAGUAACAGCAGAUGAGUCACAAUCAAUAUCACAAAGUUUACAGGACCUCUCAUCGACUACGCCAGAUGUCACAAACUUGGAUAACACUUCACCCAUUGGUGAACCCACUCUGGAUGAGAAAUCUACAGAUAACUCCAAACCUGGCAACGAUGGAAGCUCAAAGCCCGAUAAGAAGAAAAAUAAAACUAAGAGGAAGAAAAAGAAGGAAAAGAAGAAAAAGAAAAAGAAAAAGAAGAAGAAAAAGAAGAAGAAGAAGAAAAAGAAGAAAGAGAAGGACAACAAAUCUGGUGACAAAAAGGAUAAAAGCAAUGAUGGAUCAACUCAAACGACUGAUUCAACUGCAACUGACCAGAAUUCAAAUGCGGUUGCAGAUCCAGUUCCAGCUGAUACAAGUAAAGAUGUCCCAGCAUCACCCACUCCAGGAGGAUCCUCAAAUGAUACAUCAUCAUCUCAAAAUCCCCAAGACGGAUUGCCUAAUGCGGAGGCUGCGGUGCCACUCACGGAUACGCAACCCACGAACUCUUCAUCCAGCGGUAACAACGAACAUCAAAGUGAUUCAUCACAAGAUACCUGCGUUGAUCAAUGUAAAACAAGUAAUGGCGAACAGAGUACUGAUACAUCAGAUAAGAAGGGUCCAAAACCCUCUGAAGAUCCAUCAAACGUGACAUCUCAAGAACAACCACCUCCUGUAGCGGCUGCGUCGAUACCCGCCACGAAUGACCAACCCACGAACACUACAUCCAGUGCUAACAACGACUCGAAAAGUGACGGAGCUAGUAAAAUUGAAGACACAUCUCCUGGCUCCUUGCAAAAUCAAAGUGUCUCCUACUAA
Messenger RNA from Melampsora larici-populina 98AG31, 870 nucleotides. RefSeq lists its product as uncharacterized. The record is from RefSeq and is a predicted model, not a curated record. Bases 1 to 870 code for a protein of 289 amino acids. The transcript is spliced from 10 exons. Lineage: Eukaryota; Fungi; Basidiomycota; Pucciniomycetes; Pucciniales; Melampsoraceae.